CGCGCUGUUAUUGUAGGAGCCGGGCCCUUAUUGGUUUAUUUGCUCAAACAAUGCACAUAUCAAACACUUCGAUCUGCGGGGAAAUAAAUUGUCCAAAUAACUAGACUAGGGUAAAAUUAGAAGCUUCAUGAGCGAAAUCCAAAUCCUCUACGUUGUUUUCUGCGAGCUUUUCAUAGGAUUUGUGGUUUACACGCUGAGCUCGACGCGCAAAGGACAAUGUUAAUGAAACCACUGAACCGGACAUAGCCGCGAAAAAAUUCAAAUCGCGAACAAAACCGCUGUAGUAUGGUAUGAUGUGACUGAUGGCCGAACAUGGCGAGUGAAUGAGAGAGAAGUGUGGCAAGCGUUAUGCCAAAAAAGAAAACUUGCGAAGUCCCUCUCCCUUUGGGUUGGGAAGAAGCGAGGGACUUCGAUGGACGAGUUUAUUACAUCGACCACAACACCAAAAGAACGUCUUGGGUCGAUCCGCGCGAUAGGUGAGUGUAUAGGGUUAGUGAACCGUGGCUGCUACUUGGAACGAAAUCCCGGUGAUGUAUUGUCAUUGAACCAACGCUGAGGCGGCCAUUUGCUUUAUUUUAAACAUAGAGCUAUCGUUCGUCUGCUCGCAAGGCUCUUACCGAAGCGAAUGGCCGCUUUAAAGUGCUGGAAAAGUUUUUUAGUUCACAAUUCACUGGGUAUCUUUGAACCCCUUGUGUGUCAUCCACAAGUAUUAAUGCUAUUUUUAUGGAAUUUACACAUUUCUGGCGAUUAAAGGAGUUAAGCGGGGAUAGAUCGAACUUGUUAGUGUACAUUUGGAUCGUGUUUGGUCGUUGAUGUUUAGUAAAAACCCAAACAGCUUUUGAAAGUACUCAUUUGAAGCACCUAUAGCGAGCCAAAUGUUUCGUAACUGUCGCUUUGUUAUUCCUACAGUCCCUUCCGUUCGAGAUUUAUUAUUCUCAAAUAUUUUAGUUAUGUAGGAACUUAGCGCAUUCAAUACAGCGAAAAUUCACCUUUAGUCGGUGUCUGUUCUUUUACCACCUGGAAAGUCUUCGUAAAUGUCUCGCAGAAAGUUACAUUUACGUAAAACUCUCUAAAUGCAGCGAGUUUUUUCUUGUAGAGGAAAUCGUUAAUGCGUCAAGUAUAUACCUCUAAUACCUGAAAUUCUAUCAUGGAAUCGCAUCGAUAGUUUUGCCUUCAGUUAGCUAGGUAUCGAAAGUUUAGUUUUUGAAAGUUUAGCGAUCCCUAUGAAAUGAUGCCUCGAAUAAAGUUUUCGAUCUAUCGACUGGGUUGGAACAAAAAAGAUCUUGCAAUUAUGUGAGGUAUGUACGCGUGUCGUUCAUUAUAUCAUACGGAGUCUCUUUUCAAGGUUUAGUGCAUUAACUAAAAUUGUAAGCACCGAAUGCUUGCAAAUUGAGGCUCGUUAGUUUGCAAAACCAUGCAUUAUUUCCUAAGGAGACACUUUGAAUAAGCAAGAUUUCUUUGUAAGUGGCCGGCCGCGGUGAAACAUAACAACAUAUAUUUUUAAUGAACGUUUAUGACAACACGUUACGGGCGUCUAAAAAUAACAAAUUCUGUCUUAAAUUGUUUUACGCUCGGUUUCUAUCCCUUCCCACUGCACCUGUUUUGGUUAAAUUUUCCUUACAGAGCCGGCGGACACUCGAUCUUUAUAAACGUAAACAGUUCUUCUCCCCAAUUUUAACUAUUCUGUCUUCGAGAUAACGCCGUUUAAAGCAACAGAAUAUCGCCAACAUUCCAUUAUCCUGAGCGAAUCAUAAACAAAAUACAGCGUAAAAUGUCUUCUGAUAUUGUAAAGUUUGAAUCUUAUUUUGUCUUUGGUCAGUGGUCGCUGCGUUAUCAUAAAUGUCACUAAUGAAAUCAAAUUCUGUGAAAAUCGUGUUUUGCUAUUUUGUUGAGUAUUAUAUUUAUUACACUUAAGUAAUUCUUCAAGUAGAUUUCACACUCGAUUUUUUGUAGAUCUGUUUGCUUUGUUUUAGCGCUGUAUUUGCAGGUUUUGCUUUUAAAAGUAUCACUAGAAUUGUGUUCAGUUGCUACUUUGUAUUUUAUUCUAUAAAGAAUUCAACGUAGGUUUUCUGUGGCAACAUGCCAAACUGAUUCAAUUAUCAUCUGUUUCGCUUGUCGGCGAUAAAUAAUAGCAAAUAUAACACAUAGCGUAACACGCAUUUGCCAAUGGUGCGAUUUGAGGCUUUGUACAAAUUGACUGUAAAUUUAUCACGCUUUCAGCCAGCUUAACAUUCUCCAGUACCAUGCCAGAGCUUCCAUGCUUCAAAUUAUUGUUUUGUUAACAAAAUAAGAUUAAUUUCAACCAUUCAACAACGUUAAUUUGAUGAGAUUUAAACUAUAUCUUGUGAGAAAUUGUUUUUUCUUGCAUACCCUGAAGGCUUUUCGGAAAUAAUAGCAAAGGAAUGUGUUCACAGAGUUAUACAUCUCAAGUGUUGCCAUUUAUUAUUUCAUUAAUUACAAACUAAUGAUGGUCUAACAAAAGAUAUGGAAGAAUUCCAAGUUGAGCUAGCAGGUGAUGACAAAGUUUCAUCACCCAGACGUAUGGGCAGUGGAGCAUUAAGACACAAUUUACAGCUUGGAAAGACGUAAAUUGUUUACUUUGAUACUUAACAAAUUUAUUGAAAACUUGUCUGAAUUUUCCAUAAGGGAGGUAGAAAUCACUAUUUUAUGUACCAACUUACAAUAGUAUGUUAAGUCAAACACGAAAAAGCUAUUAACUGCAAGAUCAGGUAGAAUUAAUGAGAGGUACCAUGCGUGCUUUAUGGUUUAAGAAACAUAUUCAAAUCUUCAAAGUUCUAAACUGUAUUUCCAAAGGUUUUCCCAGAAAUAUAAUGUGACAUAGAUUUAUCCGCAAAUAUGUCUUUUUAUAUUGUACCAGGUUAAUUACUACUAGACUAAUGGAGUCAUGAGUAGCAGCUUAUUUUUGUUUACCUCUGGAACUACAUGUGAACACAUUGUUUCAUGUAAUUGUAUUUGCCUACCCGUUAGGAAGGUCACAUUAUAGAAUAUUUGUCAUUCUACAAAGGAUUUCAUGAGAUCAGUAUUGAUCUUUUAAAUGUACACAUCUACAGUGUCUCUCUUCUCUUGACCAAGGCUGAUUAAAUAAUGGGAUCGAAUCAAAUGAUUAAUAUAAAAUACCAUUGAAUACUACGUGUUAGUGUCAUUUUUUCAAUGACUACAAUAUUUGUCAGCCUAGUACUAGGUUCUGGAACAUUCUUUGCCAAAAAUUAGAAAAUGCUGAAAAGCGGACGCAGACAGAUGGAAUUGUGCGAGUUUUUUAGUUGUAAACAUGUCCUCUGAGUUUGAGAAUUUUGUUAUUUAAAGUAUUUAUGAGCGUGUGAAAUGUCAUAGUUUUCCUAAAAUACAUAAACAGGCUAGGACGUGAAAUCACGCAUGCAGGACAGUUCUAACUUUUGAACCUAUUAAUGUGUAAAAUUAGAGCAAUAAUUUUAGAGUUCUGUUCUAAAUUAGAGUUGUCUUUUUUACACUGGUGAAAGUAUUAAGCUUUUUUAUCCUCCAGAUUAAAAUUUUAUUUAUCCUCUAAAAACUAAAUGCUUUAUGAUUUUUAUAUCACAGUUUUAAGAAUUUGGUGGCUCAUUGAGGUGAUAAGAUCUACCUGAUAGUCAUGUAUUUAUAUCAUCAUGGUCUGUCUGUCUGAAUAGUAUAUAUUUAAAUCAAUACCGUAUGUUUCAUGUGCAGAAAUGUUUCAAUGCAAAAUCAAGAAUAAGUUAGUUUUUAAAUGUAAAAGAAAUGCACAUUUAUUUGAGUGUCAAUGUAUUUAGCACAAAAGGACUAAUUGGGGACACUAUUUUUAUGUCUCCUCCUGGAGACAGGACAGCCAUUUUCAUGUUCAUCCAAGCCACCCGAAGGUCUAGCCACUUGCAGACAGUACCUUCAGUUCUCAGGUAUUUUAAGACCCUUAGUAUUGGUCCGGGCCCCAGGAAUUGAAUAGAAAAAUAUGAUGUUACAUGUUACCCACAUAGGUACCCAAGACAAAAUUCUGGCUCCUUGUAACAGUAUACAACAAUGAUAUUUAGAAUGUUAAAAAUAGGAGGAUCACAAAGUAGUUUCUACAUAAUUGUAUCAUUAUACUUUGCACAGGUUGACCAAGCCAAUGACCUUUGCUGAUUGUGUAGGAAAUGGUAUGUGUUACUUUUGAAUCAUAUUGAACCACUAGCCGUGAUAACAGUAAUUAAUUUGGAUCUUGGUAUCCAUCUAUGCUAAAAAAGAGGAUCUUCAUCAUAAGUGAUUCAUGGUGCAAAAUUCUUUUGUGAUUAAUUCCUCUAAGGAGAGUGAAACCAUUGACCUUGUCAUAACUAAUUUAGAUACUACUAACCAUGCAGUAUUAUAGAGACUAUAAUAUGUCCCAGAGACUGCUUGGUUUGACAUGUUGAAAGAUGAAUCAGUUUACAAUUUGUGAUGUUCGGAGGGGUGCUGGUAAUGUCUUUAGGAUAGAAAGUACAUUAUUCAGUCACAGAUGCAAUUUACCCCAGCUAGUAACGUCUGUGAAGCAGCAUCAAGAUCCCUGUUCUGGGCUGUCAAUGGACUCAACAAAGUACUGGAAAUGCACUUCGAUUUUCCCUUCAACCUGAUUGGCAAAUUAACAAUAGUUCUUCAACAGGCCAAUCGUGGGGUGUACUCAAAUCUUUGUAAACAUUUGGGGCCCAGAAUAAGGUUUUUUGCACUGGCUCGCAGACAAACUUGACCAGAGGUUUACCAGUAAUUCCAGUUGUAGUGUAGGCUAUGAGUUUGUGUAAAUGGGAACGAUUUAUUCUUAGUAGUAGUCAAUAAUGUGCGCUGCUUAUAGUGGUGUAUGAAAAUAAAAAUAUUCUUUAAAUAUAUUUACACGUGCUAAGGUAAAUUCCAAUGAUCUUUAUCAGUAAGAUGUAGAAAUUUAGAAUCUCUAGCUUAGGAAUAUGCAUCAUUUUCUUCAUCAGCUAUGUUCCUUUGCGAUCCAGUAAAAUAUCUUUCAGCAGAAUUUUAGAUAAUUUUCUCUAAAUUCUAGAGUUGCCAUUUGGUUGGGAGGAGGUCAAUGACCCAGUCCUUGGAAAGUAUUUCAUUGAUCAUAAUACUGGUAAGUUUUUCCCAAGUGAUACUCAACAGUUUAGUCUGGCUAAUAAAAGGUAAUAGUUACUUUUUAUUAGCUAUUAUUGUGAUUUUUUACAAUUAUUGUAAUUUUAUUGUAAUUAUUUGCUUACCCAUGAAGCACUUAGGAGUUCUUAUGAACUCCUUUAAAUGUGUCUGUGCAUUGGAAUUUGGAAGUGUUAGUUUUUGAGGAGAGGGGAAAACCAGAGUACCCAGAGAAUAACCUCUUGGAGCAAGGGAGAGAACCAAGAAUGAACUCAACCCACAUAUGGCUUUGACGCUGAUAUUUGAACCCGGGCCACAUUGGUGGGAGGCGAGUGCUCUCACCACUAUGCUACCCUUGCUCCCCAAAAGUUUUAUAUAGACAGUGCAUCUUGAUUUUGUUGUGGUAGAAUUAAUUAUUGUAGGUCGCAGAAUUUUUCAGCUGUGAACUGACUGUUCCCCAAAACAAGACAAAAAACAAGGGAACACCAAAGAUCAUUGACAAACAUAAAAACUGACUUCAGCUAACAAAAUGUCUAAAUAAUACAUGGUUUCAUAUAUUGUCAUGCUUCAUUAGCUUCAUUUGCUCAAUAAAUUAUUAUGUUAUAUGAAAAGGCAUGAUAACAAAGCAAACUGAUAUUUAUAGAUACUGUGUAGUUGGCCUCAGGCAAACUUAGAUACGUGCCAAGUCUAAGGACUGUUAUGCAUGGCCUCAUUGCCAUUGUGUAUAUUCAGUUGUGGGUGUGUGGGAGUGUUUCUUUAAUUCAAAGUGGAUGGAGCAAUUUGAAAGGUAUGCUGAAUAAAUAUUUUUUUGUGUGUUCCUUAGGGGCACAGCAGGCUGAGGACCCCAGAUUACAAUGGAGGAAGAAAAGAGAAACGAUGUUGAGCGACUAUCUAACUGUUGCACAGUCAGAUUUGCUAGUAAGACUGAAAUUUUACCCAUUUGAAACCCUUUAAGCCCUAAUAUUGUCGUGCAAAUUCUCCAGAUGGCUCUCCAUACAUUUCCUUAAAGAAUUAUUUGAGAGAAUUUGAUAAAAGAUCAAAGCAUUUUCCCUUGGUAAUCAUUUUAUAAAUUCUCAUAACCUUUCCUUUUAAUGAUGUGUGGAUAUUUUUCGGAGAAAAUUGAUGUUAGUCACUCUUGUGCUUGAAUCACUUUCACCCUCUUCCUUCUUUUUUUCAACUGAAGGUCAGGAAUCGUUUAAACCAGCCCCCAAAAUUCCUUAUUUGUAUUCAAAAUUAGGAUUCCCUUUAGACCGAACUUGAAUGGGGUCAUAAAAGGGUGGUAGUAAUAUUUCUAAUCAAUGUUUAAUAGUUUCCUUGCUAGAAAUUUAUGCUUAAUUUAAAUAAUAAUAGUAGUAAUAAUAAUAACGAUAAUUAUUAAUUAUAAAUGAUAAUUUAAAUAAUAACUUUUUCUUGGUGUGUUUCACAGAAUGAUAUAAUUUUGAAAAUUUAAAAUUACAGGCAAAGCAAAACAUGUUGGAUGUUAAAAAGCAGAGGCUCAAUGUGGCUUGUCAAGAGGUAGGGUAAUAGAAAUGUAUGAAAAUGAUUUUAGCAAGCUUUCACGGUUUUUUUGUUUUUGUGCAAUGCCAGUGUAUGAUGUUGUAUUUUAUACAAAGGAAAUAAAACUUGAGAUAGGAAAUUUCUUUUUUAUCUUCGUUGUUUUAUCCUCAUUCUUCUACUACCUCUACAUAAAAAUUACACCAAGGUUAAAAUUGAACUGAACACUCUGGAAACAAAUACGACAAUAACAACGACAACAGCAACUGUCUCUUGCUGAGUGAAAGUAGAAUCGUUUUGUGGUUAAGAAAAAUACUUAGGGUCUAAGCUAUAUGGGCUAAGAACAUGGCUCAGGGAAAAAUACUGGUAAGUUUCUUGCACUUUUGGAUCGUCACACAGUCACUGUGAAACACAUGUCUCAGGCUCAGUAAACUUCUUAGUUCUAAGUUUGGCUUCUGUGACCUGCAGGUUCAAUUUUGGACUUCGGAGCUUGAGAGGCGAGAAAGACGUCAAGAAAAGCAACCAAUGCACGUAAAGCAGGGCAGCUUGAGUUCAUCUUCAUCAAGUUCAACAGUGAGCUCUAUCACUAGCAAGUAUGAUGUCAACCAGCUGAAGCGGGAGAUAUCUCAAGCUAAGGCCAGGGUAUGUAGCUUUCUGACAAACGAGUCAUGUAGUGUAUUGUUUUUCUCAGGAGCAAUGGCAGUAGCAAAACAUUUAAAGUGCCUCCUGUGUUUAAGGAGAUGUGAUGUGUAGGUUGAGAGUUUUUCUGUGUGAAGUGAUUUUCCUUGUGCUUAGAUACAGUUUUAUGGUUUUCGCCUGUUGAAUAGUAGCACAGUCCCUUGCUCCCAAACCGGUCAAGUUUGCUUUGUUAACUGAUAAAGUCAUUGUAUCAUUUUCAAUAUUGAAACUUUGAUCUUGAAUGCAAAGGGGGCAAACAUAAAACAGCUUUUCCAGACCUGAAGAGUCACCAGGACAUUUAAUAAAUGGGCCCCUGAACAAGGUGUAUAAUAAUUUAUGUUAGCUUAUCUGUCUGAACAGAGUUCAUUAUCCCAUACACAGUAGAUAUUUUACGUUUGUUUUUUGUGCUAAACAGGGUCAGGGAUUCGAACAAUCAGUGAAACUCCUGAGCCCAAACUUGUGUCAAGUGUGAAGUUCCCCCCCCCCCCCGAACCUUACCCCUGUUCCCUUGCCUUUGUUUUGUUAAAUAGUGAUGGCUUUCAUGGCCAAGGAUAGAUCAUUGCUGUGAAAAGUGAGUAGUGCAGUAGUUAAAACGUCUUUGCUGUCUUAAUAGGUUGAAGAGCUUAAACAAGAAAUGGAUAAUGUUUCAAAUGAGGUGCAAGCUGGUAAGGAAGGCUACAAAACAUUGGAAAGAGUGGAUAGAAAAUUGUCCUCACAUGCAGGAUGUAAAAAGGAAGAUGUUCAAGGGUUGGUGGAGGAAAUUCAGAGCAUGGAAAGAACUUUGUUCCUAAAAGAGCAAGAGAAGAAAGACCUCGUUCAAGCUUUGCUGAGACUCAAAGACAACUUGUCGCAUCCUGAUUCCUCAGUAGAGGUAGGCAACCAAGAUUUUGCAUUGUUGUGUUGCUGUGAAACGUGGGCUCAGAACCUCUGUAUUAUUGGAGGACAUCUCCCUAAAUCUUACAAUGUAGCAUUGGUACUUGCCAUUUUAAGAUCAUUUUGAAACCCUUUAUGUAGCCUGCAGGGCAGGCAUAGUUUGGGCGGGCAAAACCUUCUUUAUGUUCGUAUUGUUUUGCCGCCAUCUUUGAUCUUAUGGCGCUUUCGUGAGCAAAACAUUCAUGCUCCUGAAGAAAACAUUUGCGCCACAAGCUACUAUUAUGUCCCAAGAGUGACCGACAUCAAUUUUCUUCCAACAAUAUCACUGCACCAUUAAGACAAAAAAUUAUAAGAAUUAAUAAAAUUAUCACCAAAAAGAAAGUGCCUUGAUUUUUUAUCAACUACUCUCAACUUAUUCCUUAAGGAAAUGUUUGGACGUCGGUUGGCAGAAUUUGUAUGUGGAUAUUGGGUCUCAAAGGGUACUAACAGUACUCAUAGUCUAUUUUCUCCCUCUUUUUAUAAUUUCAAAAUGUUCUUUUAAGCUGCUUUCCAUAGGGAUAGAUUUCUUAAAAAUCAUAUUAAUUUUCUCUGUCCUCACCUCUUUCUAGGCGAGAGAAGAUUCUAGCGAUGUAAAAAUCAGUGUUGGAUCACAACUAGAUCUUGGUUCUGACUCUGCCAUCGAAGUACGCUCGACCGAGCAACUUAGACGCGACAGACAAGAAUUAAAAGCUGAAUAUAAAGACGCUCGAAAAACUGAAUCAAAAUUACAAAGUGAAAUUUCACGGUUGGAAGAGAGAAUUACUCAGGAUGAUAAUAACGCAAGUUUAAAGCCAGGCCUCUUGCAUGAAAAAGAGACUUUACUUGAGGAACUUCGACGAUUCCAAUCAUUUGUUAGAUCCGAAGGAGAAAAGGUUUGUUUUAACUUUUUUUCUAUAAAAUCUUAAAAUAUCAGUUAGGAAUGCUUCAUUAAGGAUUGGCAUGUUGUUGUCUUCGUAGUGAUAUUAGGUAAAAAGGCAGCUUAUGUUAAAAAAUAACCUCAACGUUUUUAGUUGUCUAAGCUUACACAGUGAUUUUCAAACUUACCUCUACCCGCGUGCUGUUUGCCUGUUGCCAAUUUUCUUCCUGUGAAAACCUAAGACAACGUCAGCACCCCAAAAGUGUCUUGGUUUAAAGCAGGUUUUGUGAAAGAUGCAGAACUGCUACAACUUUUAAAAACCUUUUAGUGUUAAGCGUAAGUCUUGACUCUGUUUUUACCAACUUUCUGUUGGUGUUCAAAUAUAUCUUUGUGGCCACACUUUUUUCCCGCGCUUUGCGUUAGCAUCGUGCUAUAACUACGAAAUCUGAUUGGUUCAUUUGAGACUUCUGAGUGUCUGUGAUUGGCCAGAUUUUGAUUGUGGUGCGAGAAAAGGUUGGAUGACUUGCCACACCAACAACUCAGUCAAGAAAGUUUGAGAGUUCCACGAAACAGCUUGAAAUAUCGAAGUCCAACUUUCCUUUAUCAAUCUUGAACUCAUGAUCCAAAUGGUCAUAUGUCUAGCGCUUUUUUUUGUUAAUAAUCACCUUCCUUCUGUGUGAUGUGUCUUGCAGCAAAAACUUGAAGAAGAAAAAGAUAAACUGUCAGCGGAUCUUGACUCAGCUCGACUACUUUCUGAGCGGGUUUUAGCCGAUAGGAAUCAACUGGAGACCGAGAAAUCCAUGUUGGUUCUGAAACUUGCAGAGCAAACCAAACUUACCAACUUGCUCAACAUGCAACUUAAAAGGUAAGCUUACGUUAUAUAUCUUAUUAUAAUUAUUGUUAUUAUUAUAAUUAUUAUUAUUAUUUUAUGUUUACGGAUGUCAAGCGUUUCAUUGAUGGCUGUUUAAUUUAUGAUUUGUUUAUUUUACUCUCUUCAGUCUUUCCGGAAGCACGCCCUCUGUGUCCUCCUGUUCAAGUCGAUCCCUCUCGUUAUCCGGAAGUCGGGGCUCUCUAUCAGCAUCAAGCCGAGGCUCACUGAAUUCGCUUAACUACCCUGAUAUGAGUCACAGUGGUGGAAGUGAGAUGCUCAAUCUACGAGAACUCCACCAGCGCGUGACAGAUAUGCUUCAAACAAUGCCGCGUGACGCGACUGCGGCGUUUCCACCUAUGUAUGGAGUACGGACAUUUGGUGUUCCAACGAGCUAUACUCCCACUUCCGGUAGAGCGACGCAUCCAAGUGCGAGUAACUCGUCACAAGUGUCGCUGUCGUCACGUGACUCUAUGUCGUUGUCUUCGCAUUCACCCCCUAUCUCUCCUAGUACUAGCGAUCGCUCACCGACGCAGUCUCCGGCAACUGCUCGGGUUGUGGCCACCGAAGGGGAAAUUACUGCUGUUUUAGACGGUACGGAGUUAGAGAGGAGCUCUUUAACGCAGGUUAGUUUUAUCCUACCUUCGCCUUUUUGCAGAAAAAAGGUCGCUGUAACGUGUUUUGUGACCUCUUUGUGCAUAGGUCCCGUUUCCUUUCGAAGCAAGGAAAAUGGAGACGUCUGCGUUCAGACUGCCAGCCGUCGGAAAGUGUCCGGUCUCUGUGUUCCUCCUUCCUAAAACUUCAGUCUAUCCCCAACCGCUCUUUGACACUCUACUUUUUCGUUCUUGCACUCCUUCUUUCCUCACUCCUUUCUCAUUCUUUGUUGUUUUUAUUUCAGGCUGAAGGGAUACCAGUUCAACAGCGAAUUCGUCUCCUAACCACCGAGUCCAAAUCAAGCGAAUCUAUCAACGCCAUUCCCUUUAUCCCCUUGUCUCCUAUCACGGAGGGAAUUCCAGCACUUCCGCUGGGACGUUGCGAAGUGUCUUUACCCCCCACGGGGUCUCGACCCGUUACCGCUGCGCCGUCGGAUGAAUCGGUAGCAGCCGACAGCGGGGUGUUCGACGCGUCUCAAGAAAACCUCAAGGCCUCCCAGAGCAACGGUGACUUGAGAUCAAGAAGAGACUUUGAUGAAGAUUCAACGGAAACGUCACAGGUUAAAAUCGGACUUACGUACGAUGUCGAUCGCGAGGCCUUGGUCGUUUGUAUUGACGAAGCAAAGGGCUUAAAAGCUCUUGGAAGCACGACGCAAUGUAAGACGAUGUUCGUCAAAGCUGCGCUAUUGCCGUGUGCGCCGAGUGAACGCUGUAUCUUGGAAACAAAGCCAUGUAAUUAUCAGGAAAACCCAGUGUUUGGAGAGCAGUUUCACAUCCCGCUUGCCAAAGUAAGAAAACCACACCGGCACUUCAUUUUACACAAAGUCGUCACUCACUCAGGCAUGGGGCGAUUGGGAAAUUUGAGCGUGGGGGAGGGGGGGGGUACUAAUUCGAGAAGUUACCUUCGUGCUGAGAUUAAUGUAACCGGUUCCCCCUCGAAGAAUGCUUAAGAAUAGGAGAAUGUUUCUGGAAAACGCGCGGACAACUCAACUCGUCAAUGUAUAGUCUGCGAAGAGGCUCACUUGCGCGAACUCGGGGAAAAUUAUUUUGGCGGCGUAGCUGCCAUUAAGCAAGGAGAAUGGUUACUUUUCCUCGCUGGAUAAGGGCUCCGCCGCCAAAAACUUUUCACCGAACUCGCAUUAGUGAACCUGCUCGUAGGCUAAUCAAUGUGCUGUCGAAUAGUCUUCGACUGAAACCAGGGUCUAAUAAGAUGACAGUGAUAGUGUCUUGUGAUCUGAUUGGGUAGGCUAAACAGUAAACAUGCAAGUCAUAAAUAUCAUAGACCCAAACUACAGCUUGAAAGACAUUGUUUAUACAGUCAACUCUCUCUUAACGGACACCCAGAGUUGAUCCCUGGCUUUCUUUACUCCCUUUCCUUAACUCUCUAUAAGACGGACAUCUCUCUAAGACGGACACGCACUGCCGGUCCAUGGGGGUCAUUCUUAGAGGGAGUUGACUGUAGUUUUGAAUUAAAAUUUUAGAUUGGUUUACUUACACUUACUUACACAUUGUCUUAUAUUUCUCUUGGGACCACUGUUUUACCCAGGAGAAAUCAGAAACAAAGGUUGUACAAAGUGUUGAGGGACAAACAAGAUGUAUUAUGGGAGAUGUGCAAAUGGCGAAUAAUUAUUUCGGUUUAAGUAUGUCCCAGGAUCCGGAUUCCGCGCUAAGUGAAUUUAGGUGUUAACGUAACCUUUGGCUGUAAAGGAGAGGAAUUUUUGAGAGGAGAAAUUAUAUUUAUCAUUGUCAUUUUUAUCUCUUGCAGAGUAAACUGACAAGUAAGACCCUUCAAGUGAACAUCCUUACUGUCAAUACCUUGGAGACGGAAGAGCUUUUGGUAAGUCGACAUCUUCCUUCAUCAUAAUUUGAUCGUUGUAAAUGAGAUAUGUCAGCAUUUUAAUGAUUGCUUGAUUUCUUUAUUAUAUUUUAAGGGCGGGGCACAAAUCAGCCUAGCGGAUUUUAACGUUCAAACUCCGGUGCGAUUUCGAUGGUAUAACCUCCUAAGUUGCGCGGUAAGUAAAAUACAACAACAAGUUUAUUAAUUUCAAACUCUUUGGUAGAAUAAUAAAUUCAUGCACAACCCGCAGGUUGCAAAGGCUAUUCGAGGCGGGUUGUGUAAAAAAAAUAAAGUAGUUUCAUAAAAUAAAAUGUAAAGGAAAAAAAUAGUUGUUCUCGACCUCUUUUGUAUACGCUGCGUUUAUUUCUAUUUCGAUAUCAUAGUUAUGUGAGUCUCGAAAGAAAAUCGUAAUUGCCCCCGCAGGGAUUUCGCCCAGAACCUAUUCCAUGGAAUAUGUGUGAAAAACUUCAUUAUGAAUCGGCAUGUUUCAAAGAGCUACACAACGAGUAAGAAUACUAUUGACCGACAAUAUACAGAGCAGGGACAGCUGUAGUGUCAACUAUUACUAGUUAAUGUAAAAGAAAAACGCAAGUGAUGAUCACAGAAACUGAGAACCAACAAGUAUUUCUCCACUUUACUUGCAGUUUUUCCAGUCAGCGGCUGCCAAGUACCCGCGAAAGAGCAAUUCCCUGUCUUUGGAUAGUGUAAACGAGUCAAAACGAGGCAAUCUGCGACCCAGCUCAUGGGUGAGUUUCUGUGAAAAAGAAAAAUGAAAAAUGAAAAUUUCGUUUGUGACACCGAAUAAUCCAGAAACGUUAUUCGUGACAUAAACCUCUAGUGUCACCCACCCCAAAAGAAACUUUGUAAACCGUUUUAUUGAAUUGCCACGCCCCUAACAAGCCCAGAAAAUCUGCUCACUGCGGUCCUCUGUUUUACUAACGCUUACAAAGUACAAAUAAGGCAAGGUAAAGUCUGAGUAAGUUUUCUAGUUUUGAAUUUGUACUUGUUGUCACCAAAUCAGGAUAUAGGCUCUCGACCAAAUUAAAAUGUCUAUCGGCCUGUCAGCUGUCCUUAUUAUGAUCAAGCGUGUUUUUGUAAUACAGUGGACUUUCUCUAAGAUAGACACCUCUGGGACCGGCCGCCACUAUGUGCCUGUCUUAAAGAGAUGGUCAACGUAAAGGAGCGAAGAAAGGCAGAGACCAACUCUAAGUGUCUGUUUUAGCGAGAGUUGACUGUAUGUCUUCCUGACUAGCUUUUAUUUUAUUCCUAUUUUAACAGUGCGAGGGUUCUAUGUUCAGUCUCGAGUCAGCGGUUGGGUUUGAGCGGGUGCCAUUUACAUCAGUGAGUCAAGAGGUACUGAACCAGCCAGGGGAAAGCCAACCUAUACGCAAACGUACCGCUGGAAGGCCGGUAGAGAGGGCUCAGUCUCAGGGCGACAGUGUGAUCAGCGGUGGUUCUCUGCAGGACAGAGACAGUGACUUCGAACGAUCGCCUGUAGCUCGUUCCAGACCCCUGCUGGGAAGGUCAAAGUACUCUCGCAAGUUUUCUGAUCCGCAACCCCUAGGAUUGUUCCCAGUACAUGUAAGUGCUUGGAAGAUCUUCGUAGUCAAAUUUAAGAGAUUCUAAACGCUGAAUCAGAAAGUCGAAGAGUCAAUAGAUCUUUCCAAGUAGCGAUGGUAAAGUCGCAAAAUUGUACAGGUGUUUGUAUGGUGGGGGCAAGUUCAUGCCCCCCACCUUACGAGGGUCAGUAAAAUUUCGAGACUUUUUGGAGCAAUAUCUUUGCUCGCUAUAGGCGAUUUACUUUUAAACUUGGUAAGGUUACUAAUUCAAAGCGCUCUUAGACUACGAGCAGUCUCUCUUUUUGCUUGGUCCGUCGAGAAAAUCGCCCAAAACACGCGUGCGUGACUGAAGGCGCGAGACGGGAGAGGCACGACAAAAGAGAAUCUCUCUUUUUUCUUCUCGGGCUGCCUCCCUCGUUUCUCGCGUCGCGCGCGUGUACUCCCCUUACUAAAUCUGAAGGAAAAGAGAGGCUGCUCGCAGUCUAAAGCGCUCUCGGAAUAUUCGCUUUCUGGUCUUAAUCAAAACUUGAAAAGAAAAAAAACAAUGGGAAAGUCUGUUAGUGUAGAAAAUGAUAAACGAGAUAGUUGUUUGGUCGAUCCGGCGCACUUUCUACUUAGCCUUGGCAAUAUGGGUCAGAAACAAAUGAAUUAAUAAGACUCUGGCGUUAUUUUCAAAGGGUGAAGAUGACGAGGUUCCGAUGAUGCAGCUGGGCAACGCGCUCUAUGACAUCAAUCUGAAUCGCAGUAACUCGGACUGUACCACACGGAAAACCGACGUCAGUCCAUUCGUACGCAUGUCAGUGGAACGAACGAGUAUGAGACGAAAAAAGGUGAGUGGAGAUUCCGAGAACUUUAGUAAUGUCUUUUAUCUCACCGAUUGGUCAAAAGAAAAAAGGAACGAGAGAGAGAGAAAGAGAGAAAGAAAAACAGCUAAACAACAAACAGAACCGAACAAAAGUUUUGAAGGAAAACAGUACUCGAGUGCUUUCUCGUAAAACGUUAUACGUUUAAAGUACAGUCGACUCUCCAAAGGACACCUCUAUAACAAGGACACCUCGGUGAAACGGACAGUCCCUACAUUCCUUUUCUCCCUUUAUUUGACUCUCUAUAAGACGGACACUGAGAGCCGGUCCCAAUGGCGUCCGUUGUAACACGAGUUGACUGUAAAUCCUAAAAAGUCCUUUAUUACGUUUAAACAGUAUCGUGCCGCUUUUUUCCCAGGCAUCGGACGACUUUCCAACCCUCCUCAAAGUAUUGUUUACACUUCCGGUUUCAUCUUAUGACUAGACUUCCGGUAACUCAAGUGGACCGGACUGUACUUCCGGUUUCAUUUUUCGACCAGACUUCAUUGGACUCAGGGUUUUGUCCACUGGAAUGUAGUCGAGGGUAUUGGACAUAAGUGACAGCUUAAUGGUUUUUCUUUUCAUCGGCCAAAACCUACUUGAAAACCUUAAGGUUUCGUUGGCACAAUGGUUCACAGAGAAUCCAGAUGUAAUGUUCUGUUUGUUCAUUUGCAGCGCCCAAUGUCGUGGCAAGGGAUUCAGCAAUACCAACAGCUUAUACCCCAUUUUGAAGAAGGAAGCGGCCGAACAGCUAUGGACUUGGAAUUACACUUAGAGGCCUCCAGAGCCAAGCAGGUCUGUGAACUCACUUAAACAAUUUGAACUCCUAAAAAGGAUUUUUUACUCCUCUUUAAGUCGCAAACUCAUUAUAACCCUAAGUAAAUGUUUGUAGGUCCACGCCUAGCGGGUACCAAUCAAUUAAAUGUAAUAAGGGUAAAUUGGCCAGUCUGGGAGAGAAGGGGCUGCUGGAUCAAUUCGGGGCUUUCUUCCCUCCCCACCGUCUGUUUUCCCAGGGAAUUCCGGCUUUUGAGCCCGGACACAAGACCUUUCAGUCAUAACAGAGUUACACAAGUAUUAUUUCAUUGGGUGCAAAGGUGAAACCGCACACCAAAGGUAACCAAAGGUGACCAUAUUUCCCCUUUUAUGAUUUAGCUUCAGGUCAACGAUGAAAUUAAACGGUUAUCCCAGCUAAAGAAGCGAAUCGAGGAAGCCAUCGACGGAGGUUUCACUGAAAUUCCCAAGUGGAUUGAAGAGAGUGAAGAGUUUCAAACACUUCUGAGAGAUGUGGAAGUAAGUUAUAAAACCUUAUUUUUUAUAAUUUUUUGGCUACGGGACUGCCUUGGUCUUAUUCUGGUGGUUAAAGAACAAGUUUCCAAAAGCGAAAUAACAAUUAUUGGCGAACAGAAGCUUGCACAAUUCUCCCUUCCCUUGCCAAUGCGUCACUAUAGAAACCGGAAGAGAACCGGAGACGAAAUGUGUCCCGCAAUUGUUUCUGGGAUCGUUACUGCGAGCGUGCCGGUCACCUAUUGGCUAAUUUUUCCCUUGUUUCUUGUAACAGUCUCAGAAGUCUUUGCGAAAAUGAACUCGUCCCAGUUACCCUCUCGUUUCUAAAGUGACGAAUCCUGAAGGAGAGAACUGAACUUGAAAAUCAAAGUGAUGUCUUGUUCUGGCUAAAAAGCCGUCCGCCCCAGCCGCCCGCCCCCCUCCCAUUGGUAAUUGAAGUAUCAUAGAAGAGAGAAAGUGUUAAGCCUUCGUCAAAUUUAAAGCAUAGUUGUCUCUAUGUUUAUGUUAGUCUUUGUUGUUUUCAGGGAUUUAGAAGUCUAAACUUUCACAGUCAUCGCGGUAGAAGUCCUUACUCGAGAAGAAGCCACAAGGCAUUGAGGUGA
This is a messenger RNA of Porites evermanni, 16655 nucleotides long. The record is from the annotation of a GenBank genome assembly. NCBI's taxonomy places the organism in Eukaryota, Metazoa, Cnidaria, Anthozoa, Scleractinia, Poritidae.